AAGACAAAGAUGUCUGUAUCAGUGGAUAAUCCUGUGGCAGUUGAAGAUAUCGCCAACACAGACCUGGAAUGGUGUUUCAAUCCACUGAUGACACUUCUUGACUUAGCAGGGAUGCAUAUGCCAAUGAAAAGACGAAAGGCUUUCAAUGCUUUAAGCAUCGGGUACAGCGUUUGCUUCUAUGUCUGUCUUUGCCUCGGAAACACUCGUUUUUUUCUCUUCACACGUGGCACUGAUACUGUGGGCAAAUGGACGACUCUGCUGUCUUACUGUGGGUUUCAAGUCACUUGUUCUUACUUCACCUUUGCGACUUGUUUCAGCAUCAACAGACACCUGCCAAAGUUGUUUAAGGAAUUUGACUCAUAUCGAAAGAGUUAUGGCUCAGCCACUGACAAUGCUAAAAUCAGGCGAAUAGUUAAAAUACUGUUGUGUCUGCUUUUAUGUCACAGUUGUAUCAUCCAGGCAUUUAUAUAUAUGACAACGUUUUAUAAUGUUAAUCCCAAAGCAAUACAUCUCUCACCUUUGGGCUCCAUUCAAGAGGACUACCAUCUCAUCUUCAAAACAGUAUACAAUGUUUGGCUUUGGCUUUGCAUACUUCAGAUGACCGCCAUCUUAACAUUUUUCGUCAUUUUCACGUACUGUCUCUCCAAGGAAUAUUCUAGGACAAAUUCUCAAAUAAAACACGUCUUUGACAAAGCGGGUAAAGAUGCGCCAUCAACAAGAGAAAUUGACAGAAUUCGUAGACAGUUUGAAGACAUUUGUUCUCUUGUAGAAACGGCUGAUGAGGUAUUCAAACAUGUGAUCGGCUCCUGCUACAUUGCAUCCGUUCCUGUCAUCUGCCUUAUGCUCUAUGGCUUGAUACACAAUGACUUGAUGAUAGAAGAGAUCAUAAUGUUGAUUGAAUCCCUGGUGGUCGUUAUGACGAUUGUUGUCGUUUUGACUUUGACUUCAGUGGCUUUGAACUUCAAGGCCCAUUCCAGUCUGACGUGCCUCCUCAAGGUUGAUUUGUCAAGAUUGCCACACAAAGAUCUGCAAAUCAUUACCGUUUUCAUUACAAGAAUAACAACCACAAAUAUUGGGUAUACCCUGUACAAUCUCUUCACAGUCGACAGUUCGACCAUCCUAAUGGUAAGUACUGUGGUGGUAGAUGUAAGUCUUAAUUGUGGGAUAUACGGGUUAUAGGAGUUACGUGAGUAUUGUUAUGUAUUAUGUCCUUCGCGGUGACAACAAAUGCCUCUUUAACAAUAUGUAUAUGGAUAUAACAAAUGAAAAAGAUAUGUCGAUUGUUUAGGGUGAUAUCGCUCUUAACUUCUGAUAUUUCAACUUGUGCAUCUACUGCCUUCCGACCACGUGCCAUUCAUCUAUC
Molecule: messenger RNA, 1363 nt
Organism: Haliotis rufescens (red abalone)
Lineage: Eukaryota; Metazoa; Mollusca; Gastropoda; Lepetellida; Haliotidae
Exons: 3
Coding region: 10-1179 (389 amino acids)
Biological process (GO): sensory perception of taste
Cellular component (GO): membrane
Source: RefSeq, a predicted model, not a curated record